UUAGCUUCUUUUUUGUUGGAAGAUUUUUAAAUUGACUCGUCACACAUGCUGGGAACGGACCUGUAGCUCUUCCUCCUUGAACUAUCUCACUUCUCUGUCCUUAUAAAUCAUGGCACUGUUUGUUGAAGUCAUCCAUGGAGUGGAGUUAUAUUCUGCCCAUCCAUUUUAUGGAGUUGAAGUUGAUGAGUUCACCAAGCCUCAGCGAUCUGGGCAAGAGUGACAGGGCAGCCUUGGAGGAGAGAGGUGCUCAGCAAUGCAGGGCAGGGACCAACGCCAUCUGGAAUAGUAUCCAUAACGCAGUUAUCGCCAUGUUCCAGAAGAAAGAUCUGGAAGACAACGAGCUGUACUCUUUAAAUGAAGGAGUCAGGCAGCUGUUAAAGACAGAGCUAGGCUCCUUCUUCACUGAGUAUCUGCAGAACCAGCUCCUAACCAAAGGAAUGUUCAUACUGCGAGACAAAAUCUAUCUCUAUGAAGGUCAAAAGUUACUUGACGCUCUGGCUGAAACCUGGGACUUUUUCUUUUGUAACAUUCUCUCCAUGCUGCAGGCCAUUUUCUACCCAGUCCAGGGCAAGGAGCCCUCUGUAAGGCAGCUGGCUCUCCUGCACUUUCGGAACAUUAUAACUCUGAGCAUAAAGCUGGAGGAUGCUUUGUCUUGUCCCAAUGCAUUUGUCCCUCCUUCUGUCAUACAAAUGUUGCUCAUACUGCAGGGGGUGCAUGAGUCUAGAGGAGUGACUGACGACUACUUAAAGUUGGAAUCUCUGAUCCAGAAAGUUGUCUCUCCAUAUCUGGGUACACACGGCCUCUACAUUGACGACAGCUGCGUGGCACAGUGCUCCUGUGUGUUGGUUGCACCACUUGGAUAUCUAUCUUCUUCCUCUGUCUCAGAGAAGCGAUUGCUGCAGCACUGGCCCAAACUCAGUGACUCCUCUGCUAGGAACCCUGUAGUGCGCUCCAAGAGCUACAAUGUGCCCAUGCUGACACCUGUGGUAGAGUACGAGACGGAGGCCACAACAGUGGGUAGCACAGGAAUCCGACGACAUUCUGUGUGCCAGAUGACCUCAUUCCAAGAAGAGCCAGCAUUCUCCAGCACCAAGUCCAGCCCCGAGAUGAACAUCACACCUCAUCUUUCAGCCUCUCACCCAUCCUUAGAACAGGACUCAGCUCUGUCAGGAUGCAGAGGGCAGAUAAAGGGCACAUCUCCACUCCCAUCCCCUUCCAUGUAUCCCUUGAUUUUCCCUGAAUGUUCUUCAGAAAUCUUUCAGAAAAUGUCCCAAGAAUCAGAUUCUGAUCUUGCCCAGGAAAUAGCCUCACUACCCAGAAGCUCAUCAAGUCCUGAAACCAUCACAGAUCAGUUCUUGGAGUCUUUGGACUCAGAAUCAGAGGGAAUCUUCAUAGAUUUCAGCUGCCGUUGCUCACAAUCCUCUAACUUAAGCCAUGAAAGUGAGAGUGAGUGUGAGUGGGAGGGAGAGGGACUGAGAGGGAAAGUGAGUGAGAAGGAGAGUGAGGAGAAGGAGAGUGAGUGAGUGAGUGAGUGAGUGAGUGAGUGAGUGAGUGAGUGAGGAGGAGAAGGAGAGUGAGUGAGGAGAAGGAGAGUGAGUGAGUGAGGAGGAGAAGGAGAGUGAGUGAGGAGGAGGAGAGUGAGGAGGAGGAGGAGAGUGAGUGAGGUGAGAAGGAGAGAGUGAGGGAGAGAGUCAGAGUGAAAGGGAGAGUGACAGUGAGUGAGUGAGGAGUGACUGUGAGAGAGAAAGCAUGAGGGAGUGAGCCUGAGCUUGAAGGUAAAAGUCACAUUGUUCCUCUUUAAGUUCAACAAACAUUUGUAAUUUCAUAUGGUUUUGGGAGAUUUCUAUAUUCCUCAUCAUUUCAUCCUAAAUGUCUGGAAAGUGAAUUUUUAAGUUUUUAAAAGUUAUUUUUAAUCAAGGCAUGAAUCUCUGGGGAAUUCAGUUAGUAGCAGUUUUUCCUCAAUUCCUCAAAUCAUUAUAAAUUUAUUUUAGAAUUCUUUGUCGUCAGGAUCAUUUUCCAAACUUGUAUAACUUUUUUUUUUGUAUUACAAAUGUUUAGAAUAACAAAUUAUAACAUUUUAUAACAAAUGAAUAUUUUAAUUAUUGUUUAAUUGUAUUUAUUUAAUUGUUUGUGGGCAGUGACUGAUUGAUUGAUUAAUUCUCUGAUCAGAAGGUUAGGGGUUCAAGUCUCAGCACCAGCAAGCUGCCACUGUUGAGUCCAAGCCUCUAACACCUGAAGUGAGAAUUCCACUGUAAUGAAUAUGUGACAGAUGAACGCUUUCUUCUUCUGUUUUCAAGAAUGGCUGGAUAAUUAUUUGACACAUUAAAUAUCAGUAUUACUUGUCUACAUGUAACUGAUUAGUUAAGAGUGCAUGCUGGGAGGAGGUGGUGUAGAACCUCAUAACAGUAGGCAGAAAAGAUGUUCAUGCCUUUGGUGGGAUGAGCUAAAGAUUAAAGGUAUUCUUGAACACUGCACUUUGGAGAGGGUUUUGAAUGUUCUGGAAAACUGUUAGCAUCUUCUAUUCUUUUACUGCCUCCAGUGAGUGUAGUCCUGUGAUGAUACUGGCCUUGCUGAAAAGUUUGCUGAGGUGCUUGCUGUCCCCUGCAGUGAAGCUAUCUACAACUCCUCGAAGACAGCACUGGCCAUAAGAGAUAGAGAAGAAGACUCUUAUGAGCUACUGCACAUAUGGAAGAUCUAAGGCUCUUCAAAAAGAACAGCCUGCUCUGGCCUUUCCCUUACAGCAAUUCAGUGUUGUCAGUCCAGUCUGUAUUUUCAGAUGUACAAGUAAGAAUUGUUCAUGUUCUUUGAGAAAUAGAAGAGAGCCAGCUUGCACAACCUGGUACCAGAGCAGACCUCCCAAGUGACCCACAUUGGGCAGGUC
Molecule: messenger RNA, 2881 nt
Organism: Neoarius graeffei (lesser salmon catfish)
Lineage: Eukaryota; Metazoa; Chordata; Actinopteri; Siluriformes; Ariidae
Product: proline-rich protein 5-like
Exons: 10
Coding region: 135-1523 (462 amino acids)
Biological process (GO): TORC2 signaling
Cellular component (GO): TORC2 complex
Source: RefSeq, a predicted model, not a curated record